This is a messenger RNA of Neodiprion virginianus, 3353 nucleotides long. It is a transcript of the gene Gdap2, whose product is annotated as protein GDAP2 homolog. The transcript has 12 exons. The coding region runs from base 262 to 1788 and encodes 508 amino acids. NCBI's taxonomy places the organism in Eukaryota, Metazoa, Arthropoda, Insecta, Hymenoptera, Diprionidae. The record is from RefSeq and is a predicted model, not a curated record.
UGGCUCCGGUUCGCGCGUUUGUCGGCCUGUCAUGAAGCUGCGAUGCGAGGUGCACCGUGAGCGCGGCGAUACGACAGAGCGGUUUACAGUGUGUGAUAUCAUCUGACGUGACGAGUAACCUCCUUCUAUCCGUGAAACGUCGACGGCUGACAUCGACAAACUGUGCGACGAGUAAAACACGCCUGAACAUCGUCUAGGAUCUAUCUGUUCAUCCGUAUACAAUAUCCAUAGUGCCAAAGACCACCGUCUACGUAUUCCUGAAUGAGGCUGAUGGAACCAUUGGGUGUGGCUCCGGAGGUUGUGGAGCUUGGGACAUUGAAACGAUGGUCAGACUAUCCUGUCCAGCACCGAUUCACUGAUUAUUCUAACUCCCAAGGGGAGCCUGCUCACCAUCCGGCAAGUCCGUUUCCGUGCCAGCCACUGCUCAACAAUAAAAUUGCACUAUGGACCGGAGACAUUUCCGUACUCCAGAUGGAUUCCAUCGUCAAUUCUACAAAUGAGACGAUGGAUGAUUACAGUCCUGCAUGCCAAUCGAUAUUUGCUCGAGCAGGAUCUGCUUUGAAAGAAGAAAUUUACGACGAAGUUAAAGAGUGUAAGACGGGAGAAGUGCGAACUACACAGGGUCACAAACUGCCGGCUCGGUACAUCAUACACACAGUUGGUCCCAUCUACAACAUCAAAUAUCAAACUGCAGCUCAAAAUACGUUACAUUGUUGUUACAGAAACGUUUUACACAAAGCGAGGGAGCUCGGCUUACAUAGUAUAGCUUUGCCAGUGAUUAAUUCCGUGAGACGAAAUUAUCCGCCCGAUGCUGGGGCACAUAUUGCGCUUAGAACAGUGAGAAGAUUCUUAGAGCAAUACAGCGACACGAUAGCCUGCAUAGUUUUUGUAUUAGAGGCCUGUGAUCUAGGAAUUUACGAGGUACUCUUACCGCAUUAUUUUCCGAGGACACCUGCGGAACAGGAAAACGCUCGCUGGCAACUUCCAAGUGAUAUCGGUGGAAUGGACGGCGAACCUCUGCUACCGGAUCGACAGAUCCGAAUUAUUGACAAUCCGCAACACGCAUUGCACGGCGAUGAAACCGUGGAGAUAUCCAACCAACUAGAGACUUCGGUCAGCCUGGGUGAACAUGCAUUUACGCAGAUGCAAGGCGACUUGGACAGACAACGGCUCCUUGGUGAAAGGCCGCUUACAGAUCCGCUAGCCGACAUCAUGCUGAAGCAAAUGCAAGAAAAAGAGCGGUACGAGCGUCUUUUGCGACGGGCGAAGACCGAGGAUUUAACGGAGGUAUCGGGAAUUGGCUGCCUUUACCAAAGCGGUGUCGAUCGUCAGGGUCGUCCGGUUGUUGUGUUCGUCGGGAAAUGGUUUCCCUUCAAUAAAAUCAAUCUCGACAAGGCCUUGUUGUAUUUAAUCCAGCUUCUGGAUCCCAUCGUUAAGGGAGAUUACGUAAUCGCUUACUUCCACACAUUGACGACGAGCAAUAAUUAUCCGGGUCUCCAUUGGCUGAGGGAAGUCUACAACGUGCUGCCCUACAAGUACAAAAAGAAUCUGAAGCAAUUCUACAUAAUUCAUCCCACGUUCUGGACAAAGAUGAUGACUUGGUGGUUCACAACCUUCAUGGCGCCAGCGAUUAAACAGAAGGUUCACAAUCUGCCAGGCGUUGAAUAUCUUUACGAAGUUAUGUCUCCCGAUCAAUUAGAAAUACCAGCCUACAUAACGGAAUACGAUAUGACGAUAAACGGGCUGCGUUACUAUCAGCCUGAUUAUACAUCGCAAUCGACAACGUAACUCGCAACACUCGCCGAGUCUCGUUUCAACUUGAUAAUCGUUAUUUUUAAUUUUCAAAAAGAAAAAAAAAAAAAAAAAGCAUGAAAACCAGCGUUUUUAAUAAACAUAUUUAGCAUUAGUAUAAAAUAUUCUAAAUACGUAUGGCGUAUUCGACUAAUGCUGGUUACGUGUAUCGCUGACGAAAAAAAAAAAAUGGGAGAGAAAUUACGAAAAAAAAAGAAAAAGAAAAAAACAGAAACAUCAACAAUGACGCUCCAGCGUUUCCACUACGCUUAGACAAUGUAGACAUGUAGAUAUACUAUUACUAUAAUUAGAUUAUUAAUUAAUACAUGUAAGGUGAUACGAUGGUGUGCUUAGGCGCGGUAAAAUUUAAUUGUUGAACAUAUUUGACCUUAGGUAAAGUGGAAAAAGAAAGAAGAAUGAGGAUGAAAAAAACAGACAAAAAAAAACAUUUCAUAAUUAUAGUAAAUAGUUAAAUUAUCCCUUUCUAGGCGAGAGACUGACGAUUUUCAUUUAUCUGAUUGACCGUAAGAAGAGAAAAAUUGACGCGCGAAAAAUGAUUGUUUAAAUGCGGCGCUCUGUCGACAUAAUAUUACAUUAUUAUAUAUUAUAUUAUCUAUAGUGUGAGAGGCGAUGUGUUAUUUUGGACGGUAUAGAUAUAAAUAUUAUGUAAAAUUUAACGAAAAGAAUCGGUAAGAGUUUUAUUCGAAUUACAGAUAUAUAUAUAUAUAUAAAAAACAUAGGUAUAUAUUUGAAAUAUUAGAAAUUGCAAUCACGAAAUAUUAUAAAUGAUUAUUAUUAUCAAUUGCUAUUCUUAGUAUGACCAUCCAAAAAUCCAACGAUGUGUUAUUCGGGGAGAAGAGAUACUUGAAAGAAAAAUCGAGUUGUUAGAAAACAUUUUGAAAAUGUAUAGCCAGUUCACAUUUGCUGCAGCAACACUUCGUCAUAAAGUACCUAAUUUUAACUAGUUAUAAGUACGAUACGUACGUAAGAAAUUUAAUUCGUACAAGUUGAACGAAAGAAAGAUAGAUUUUAAAUUCUUGUUCGCUGAUUUAGAUUACGUCGAUAAAUUGUUUUGUUUUGCCAUUUACUUUAUGUUUUUUUUUCUUGAUUACUUUGAUCUACAAUAUAUCUAAACACGUUGCAGCUUGGGUGUGAUAAAAAAAAAGCAUGGUAAAAGAACUCACAUUCGAAGAAAGAGAAAUGAAGAAAAAACAAUUGCCUGCCAAAACACCAAUAAUCAGUAUUUACAUUAUAUUUCAUUACAAUCAAGAACUAAAUAAGUAAAUGAAUGGUAAUAACGGGAAAAAAAAAACACUUCACGUGCAAUGCGUAAAUAUGUACACGUAUGCGUACGAUUGCAUGUAUAUUUGACGUAAAUCGAUUACCCUCUUAUUUUGACUGCCGGUUUCGACUCUCUCUAUCUAUUAAUGGUGAUAUAGUUUAAAUAGAUCCUUCAAUGUCAAUAUCACGUAGAUACGUACACUGUAUAAUGUGUAAUUUUAUUCGCAUACAUAUAAUAUCAAUAUUUUCACAUAACUAUAUCGGUUUAUGUUAAAUUAGAU